Molecule: messenger RNA, 3195 nt
Organism: Pseudo-nitzschia multistriata
Lineage: Eukaryota; Bacillariophyta; Bacillariophyceae; Bacillariales; Bacillariaceae
Source: the annotation of a GenBank genome assembly
AUCAGAGAAUCAAAAUCCAAACUUGAGAUUGGAACAUGACUACGGAAACGAAGAGGACCACUCUGUACAUUUUAAUCAUUCUGUCCAGAUAGGUUCCCGAUUAGAAGUACGUCCCAUAAUCCGAUGAAAUUCACAACGUGUCUUCCAUUAACCUUGGUCCUUCUUCAGACCGUAUCCCCCCUUCCGUUUGGAGCACGAGGGAAAAAAACGGAAGAAACAGCAGACACCGACAGCAAUGAGAAGAUUGUCUCUUCUUCUGUCCGAGGUGCAGCUUCGAAGGUGUCCAAAUCAAUAGAAGAUUUCGCGCCUGGGUUUGCCAUUGAGGCGUUUUUUCAAAGUCCAAUCGACUCAGAUGCAUCUGCGGCAAUGAAAGAUACAAUCCGUACGAUGGCAACUUCUGAAGACAUGCAUGAUUUCCUUCAAAAAACACGUAGAAGCCUCCAUCGCAAUCCGGAACUGAUGUAUGAGCUUCCUUUUACGUCGGAAACAAUUCAAAGGGUGUUGGAAGAACUAGAGAUUGAGUUCACUACAGGUUGGGCCAAGAAUACGCACCCAGAUGUAUACCCUGGAAAUGGUGGAUACGGAAUCGUUGCCCAUAUUGGUAGCCUUGACGAAAACCAACCCUGUGUUAUUCUUCGAGCCGAUAUGGAUGCCCUACCAAUCGAAGAAGCGACGCAAGGGAUUCAAGAAUUCAAGUCAAGAACACACGGAAAAAUGCAUGCUUGUGGACACGAUGGUCACACAACAAUGUUGCUGGGCGCUGCUGCAUUGCUGAAGAGUGUCGAAAAAGAAAUUCAAGGAACGGUGAGAUUAGUUUUUCAACCAGCCGAAGAAGGUGGUGCUGGAAUGAAAAGAAUGGUGGAGGAAGGUCUUGUUGAGUUGGAACCAAAGGCCCAGAACGCGUUCGGGUUACAUGUUUGGCCCACGUGAGUUAUCUAUUGUGUUAUGAUGAUCUGCUUUUCUAAGUUUGCUUUGUGCGUCGCAAAUACACUUCAUCUCAAAUCUUCCCAAAAUAAUUUGCACUCUACUAUCAAAUGAAAGCCUUCCCAGUGGGACAGUUGCAUCUAGGGCUGGACCAUUAAUGGCGGCUGCAGAAAUGUUCGAAAUCGUGAUCAGUGGUAAGGGUGGACAUGCCGCAAUGCCGCAUCUAACGAUUGAUCCAAUCGUUGCAUCCGCCUCUUUCGUUACGAACGUACAAUCCAUUAUAGCCAGAACAAUUUCACCACUUGAAUCGGGAGUUGUGUCUGUCACACAAAUUACUUCCGGAGACGCCUUCAAUGUCAUUCCAGCGUCUGCAACUAUUCGAGGAACGAUUCGGGCACUGAGUACUGAAAUGCUCAUGUCUCUGCGGGAUAAAGUUGCAAAUAUUCUUGAUUCGAUUGACUCGAUGCAUGGUUGCAGCAGUACUAUCAAAUAUUCUCCAGAUUUCUACCCUCCAGCGAUCAACGAUGCAGAAUUAUUCGACUGGUCGAAGACAAUUGGAGCAAUGGUUUCUCGCGAAGGAAAAACUAGGGACGUAGUUCCGACUAUGGGUGGCGAAGACUUUGCAUUUUUGGCCGAAGCUAUUCCGUCUGUAUUUUUUUUCAUUGGUCAGGGAACCGGUGGGGACGAAAAACACCACAUUCCUCGCACCGAUUUUGGCUUGCAUCACCCUUCAUUUGCAUUGGACGAGGAAGUUCUUCCCGUAGGUGUGGAACUCCAUGCGAACCUCGCAUUACGGUCAUUGAAAAAACUAUCUCUAGCAAGUGAUGAAAUAACUAAGGAAGAGCUUUAGAAGGUGGCGGUCGCUCUCUUCGUACGCGAUGGACUUUGAAGGGCUAUUAGCUGAGAUUCUUUUCCUGGGACAGAUAUCCCCAGAUCGAGUGGGAGUCGACUGUCUUGAUCCGACUUCUUCGGUUAAUAGUCCCCUUGAGCCGAAUUAUUUGGUCCAGUAAGAGAGAAUGCCUUGCUGUUACUCUGUUGCGCAGGUAACUGUUUAGGUCAAAAAAUAUGUUGUGUGCUUCAAGCACAGUAUGGUAUAAUUUCGUAAGAAAUUAUCUUUUAGUGCUACAAAUUUGAGUAUGUAUUGAUCAAUAAUGAAAUCGCAAUUGCAGAAAGAUAUCUGUAGUAAUUAUUUGCAUUUUAACAGCACCUUAGAUUCUCUCUAAUGUUUAGCAUAUGUAGUCUGAAAAUAGCAUGGAAUUAUUGGGCGAUGGUAGAGACUUCUUGACCUCUUUCGUAAGGGUCUGUAGUUCGUUUUUAGUAUGCAUUUCUCCAAUCACCGGAUGCGUAUUGGGCUUUUCUAGAAGUCCAAUGCGAGAAGGUAGAAAAUUGUUCCUUCAUGAUUUCAAACCGAUGAAAGAGUUUUCAUCGAAUAAGAGCCUGUGGCGUGACAGCCAUGGUCUUCAUUACGUGUUCCGAAUCGAUGAAUCUGUAGGUUUCUUCCUUUCAAGGAUCCUUCGUUUACUCACGAGAAAAUUGAAAGACAAUCAGAAAUGUGUUCAUCUUGUCCAACCAUAAAAUAAUUUUUCUGGAAUAGAUUAUGGGUUUGGAAAACAUUCAUUGAGGCACUGAGCGAAUUUGUUCGGCUACCACAUUUUUCAACGAGCAACUCUAUGAAUUGGAGAAUGCAAAGGCAAAACAAUUAGGUGAGGAACACUAUUCGAAACACGAAGAGAAGAAAUCUUUAAAACAACACGAACAAACUCUCUUUGGUACUCACCUUCAGCAUUUCGUUUCCAGUUUGCAUCAAGAAUAGUGGAGUGUUUUCGUCGUCGUCUGUAUCGCUUGAUGUCGUUUCAAAGUUUCGUUUGGUCCAGAGGGAAGGAAUAUUUUCAGAUGUAGCAUCCGUGACAUUUACUUCCUGAAGAAGAGAGGACAGAGACGAAAUAGAUGCGAACGAUGGAGCCGAGGUGGGAGUAUCGGGGUAGCUUAUUUGAUCCAAGUCUGAAUCCAUCGAACAAUCGUUGGUAGAGAAGCUAAGAUUUUCUUCAACAAGAAAAGCCUCUGUCUCUUGCCGUAAUCUCUCUCGUCGAGCUCCAAAAAUGAAAUAGUGGAUGAGAAAUUGAACAAUGACGACACUUAUCCAAGCAACCGCCGAAGUAGAUACCUCCAACAUUGCUGUCCCUGGUCACUGAGCCCUCUAGUUAUUUUCUAUGCUUAAGCUGUUGCUCUAUGACGCCCCUCGGUUGUUGCUUGGAGCCUUUUCUGAUCAUG